AGACAUUGUUGUAGAGCAGGAACGCCAGAACUCCAAAGCUUCAGAGUAACAAGACAUGGAUCCAACAUUUAAACUGAAAAGGGGAAAGCACAGCGUGUGCAGUUACAUAAGAAAAAAGUUGAGACUGACUGAGGCCUGGAGUUUGUGGGCUGGACGUUAGAUGGGUGACAGGAAAAAGUGGGAGGAGUAGGAACUUAGAGGGACGGGAAACAACACAUCUGGAAGUCAUUGAGAGAGGAGGAGGAGGGAGCUGCAGGACUGUUAACAAAGGAGGGAGAACGGAGGGCAAACGUCUUAGCUGCUACGUUAGAUACAACGAGCGCACAGACCUGGGGAUGAAGACCAGCUGAACCGAGCAGAAGCUAGUUACCAGAGAUCAGAGAAGAAGACGAAGCCCAGGAGACGAAGAGGAAAACUACGGGAAGCAGGAGUCAGAGCGGAGACGUUGGUCAGGAUGUCGGUGACUCGGAGGUGUCUGUGCUGCGUCAAAUAUCUGAUGUUUGUCUUUAACCUCAUCUUCUGGCUGGGAGGAUGCGGCCUGUUCGGCGUCGGAGUCUGGCUCUCCUUCAAGCAGACGGAGUUUUCCUCUCUCCCGCUGUCGUUUCCAUCCCUGUCAGCUGCCAACCUGCUGCUGGUGGCUGGAGGCAUCACCAUGGUGACGGGCUUCCUGGGCUGUCUGGGAGCGCUGAAGGAGCAGCGCUGCCUGUUGUUCAUGUUCUUUGUGAUUCUUUUACUCCUGGUUCUGACAGAGGUGACUCUAGUGUUGGUUAUACACAUGUACCAGGACAAGUUGGAUUCCACAGCACAAGACACACUUAAGAGCGGAAUGAUGGAUUACAACUCAGACGCUGGACUCAGAAGAUCCUGGGACAAAGUCCAGAAAAUAUUCAAAUGUUGUGGGGUGACUAAUAGGACAGACUGGUAUGAGGUGCUGAACGGAACGCUGCCUUCAUCCUGCUGCUCCCUGGAGACGGGCCAGUGCACUGACGGAUGGGACGAGCCGUGCUAUCAGAAGGCCAGACAGUGGCUGCUGGAUAACAUCCCCUCGGUUCUGGUGUUUGGAGUGUGUAUCGGCGUGGUGCAGAUCUUGGCCCUGGUGUUCUCCAUGCUGAUGUACUGUCAAAUUCAGUGUGCUGAGAAGCACAUGGACUGACUGCAGAGCAGCUGUUCUGGCGAUGGGAGGACUCAUCGCCGUCUCCUAGGAGACCUCAGUGUAUCCUCCUAACCUGAGUUCCUCCUCAGAAUGGAGCCUGAGGCAUUCACUUACAAAUUCCUGCUAAUGUUAUGAAACCAUCAGGACUCUACGGUGGAAACAGACUGCAGAAAAUGAGCUGUUGCUCGUUUACUCACCAGUGACAAUACAGGCUUCACUUAUAAUUCAAGACUAGUUUGUUCCUCCAUUAGCUUAUUUAGUGAUACCCUUAUUGUCAUUAGUGAAAUAACACUAAUGCACUGUUACUUAGCACGUCUGCAGAACCGAGUUUUACUUCACUAUUUGCUUUGUCAUUCUCCAUCUAAUAUGUGAUGAAGAGGCAAAGAGUAACCAUCGUCCUAUAACCUGCUGGUUCAGUUAAUGUACUUUAAACAUACGUCCACUGUGAAACACCAAGCAAAGAAAUAAUAAAAAUCACAACAAAUAAACAAGCAAAAGGUUUGUAUGCA
Betta splendens (Siamese fighting fish) is the source of this 1662-nucleotide messenger RNA. RefSeq names its product tetraspanin 4b (gene tspan4b). The transcript has 8 exons. Gene Ontology annotation, cellular component: membrane. NCBI's taxonomy places the organism in Eukaryota, Metazoa, Chordata, Actinopteri, Anabantiformes, Osphronemidae. The record is from RefSeq and is a predicted model, not a curated record. The coding region runs from base 455 to 1153 and encodes 232 amino acids.